CUCCUUCUAAAAUUUCUUAAAGAACAAAGAAAAAAAAAGGGAUAAACUCGAAAAUAGUGAUGGGAGAAGGAAAGGUGUUCGCUUGGGGACGCUUAUGGGUGGAACUCUCAAUCCCGUUCUUUGAUGCUAACCAUGCGGCUUGAUCGUUUGAUGCUCAAGAAGAAUUACAUGAGAGAUGGAACUCAUCAUGAGUUGCGCGUUGGUUCCAACGAAGCUUCGCUGGUUCCAACGAAGCUUCGCUGGUUCCAACGAUGGACUGGAAACUGGCUAUUAUUGGAAAUUCUCCCAGCCAUACGAAACUCCGUUUUUGGGGGAUGCUUAAGUGCAACCGACAGAAACACCACCUGCAUAGUUAUUUGCCACCCUUGCAUUAAAUGUGGUCACAAGUUGCUGAUGGUGACUCAAGCAGCAUCUUCAGUCGGUCUUCAAUGGGAUUUCCAGCCUCUAGUUAGCAUCAAAGGACUUUGCCAUAGCGAUGAAGAUGUGAUAGAGAGAGGUGGAGUUGUCUCCAUGGAAGGGGGAUGCCAGCCACAUCCAUGGCCUCCGAUACGAGAAGGUGUGAUACCACUAACAAACAAUGACCCUUCUUGCCAUACCGCAUCGUCAGAGGGUGGUCUUGGUUGUUGUUACCUACCGGGCAUUGCAACACCAUGCACAGGCGACCACCAAGGGACCGUCGGCCGCUACUUGAUGGAUUUUCAUUGCUAGAGGGUAGCCAUCCCAUUUGAUUGUAGGGUUGUAACUGUUACCGGCCUCAAGCUAAUCGUACCGAGUUGUGUUGACUCUUUGUCUGUUUUCGAGAGCCAAUGAGAUAGAUAUGUAAUAGAUCUGGUCCUUUGUCCAUCAUUGGGAGCUGUGUUAAUGUAAUAGGAUCAACCUGUUUUCCAUUGAUGGGAACCAGUGAUAAAGAUAUGUAAGAGUG
Molecule: messenger RNA, 922 nt
Organism: Rubroshorea leprosula
Lineage: Eukaryota; Viridiplantae; Streptophyta; Magnoliopsida; Malvales; Dipterocarpaceae
Source: the annotation of a GenBank genome assembly